AUGAACUUCCUCCACAGCACUCUCGAUCGACUUCGCGAAUUUACGCCAGUAUCCAAUACCUCUACUUUUCGCACCAACGGACAAAUCACACCUGAAGAAUUCGUAGCAGCAGGGGAUUAUCUAGUCUUCAAGUUUCCAACAUGGUCAUGGGCAGAUGCAUCCCCAACAAGCAAGCGUGCCAGCUAUUUACCGGCUGGCAAGCAGUUCCUAGUUACACGUGGCGUGCCUUGCCAUCGUAGACUCGACGAUGAUUUUGCGGGCGAAGCAGGACAUGACGAAACUGUUGUUGGAGAUGGGGAGGACUUCAGAGGUACCGGUCAUUCGCCGGGUGAUGAUGAAGAUGGUUGGUUGAGGACUGGAGGGUUGGCCGCCAGUCAAGAAGCACGAGCCAGAGAUGUGAGAACGGUAGAUGAAAGUGGUGAGAUGGGCGAAAGAGAAGAUGAUGAGGAUGAUAUUCCAGAUAUGGAGGAUGAAGACGAUGAUGACGAAGCUAUCAUUCGUGACCCUAAAGCCGACAAUGCAAAUUCAUCUCGUCGCACAUAUACUAUUUACAUCGCAUACACGCCCUAUUAUCGAACUCCUAGACUAUACCUAUCGGGGUAUCUCUCAAGCUCCCAACCCCUUCCACCACACCUUAUGAUGGAGGAUAUUGUGGGUGAUUAUAAAGAUAAGACCGUUACAUUAGAAGAUUUCCCAUAUUUUAGCAACAACAUCAAGAUGGCAUCUAUCCACCCUUGCAAACAUGCCAGUGUCAUGAAGACUCUACUUGAUCGCGCAGACGCAGCUCUGAAACUCCGACGAGAGAAGCAAAAACAAGGGAAGACGGUACCCGGAGCUAAAGAUACCGGCAUGGAGGGCCUAGUAGAUGAUUUUGAAAAGACCAAAAUUAGUGAUAAGAAAGCUAUGCUAGAAGGUUUGAAAGCAGGCGGGAACGGAAACGAUGAGUGGGAGGUAUUGCAGCAUGAUCAAGAUUUUGCCAGCGAGGAGGAAGAGGUUGCUAUUCGUGUGGAUCAAUAUCUCGUCGUGUUUUUGAAGUUCAUGGCGAGUGUGACGCCAGGUAUUGAGCAUGAUUUUACUAUGGGUGUUUAA
Messenger RNA from Sclerotinia sclerotiorum 1980 UF-70, 1089 nucleotides. RefSeq lists its product as hypothetical. The coding region runs from base 1 to 1089 and encodes 362 amino acids. Gene Ontology annotation, molecular function: Atg8-family ligase activity. NCBI's taxonomy places the organism in Eukaryota, Fungi, Ascomycota, Leotiomycetes, Helotiales, Sclerotiniaceae. Gene Ontology annotation, cellular component: cytoplasmic ubiquitin ligase complex; cytosol. The transcript has 3 exons. The record is from RefSeq and is a predicted model, not a curated record. Gene Ontology annotation, biological process: autophagosome assembly; nucleophagy; autophagy of mitochondrion.